Elaeis guineensis (African oil palm) is the source of this 1056-nucleotide messenger RNA. Lineage: Eukaryota; Viridiplantae; Streptophyta; Magnoliopsida; Arecales; Arecaceae. The record is from RefSeq and is a predicted model, not a curated record.
CCGCACCGAGCCCCGUCGCCUCUGUGCGAGCGCUCCCAACAGCGCUCCCACGGAGAGGAGGGACGACCACGGUGCGAUGACCGACGGUCCCAGCGGCCCUCCCCUUCCCUGUUGGAACGGGCAAGGAAGGAGAAGCGGCCGCGCACACCGUCGGCCUCUCUUUCAGAAUCUUCCGGAGGCUCCACCCCUGGGGUCUCCCAGCAUCGACGUGCGGACGACUACGAGCGACGGUUCGAGGAAAUCGACCGCCGACUCGCCCAAUUGCAGGUGGACGGUCAGAAGUCUUCGAACGAUGUCGACUUCCAGACCGCCCAACCUCUCUCCCGACUGGUCCUCGACGAACCGAUUCCCAGUCGGUUCAAGAUACCGCACGUGGAGCCAUACGACGGCUCCACCGACCCAGUCGACCACCUCGAGAGCUACAAAGCUCUCAUGACGAUUCAAGUGGCAACCGACACUCUUUUCUGCAUCGGCUUCCCCGCCACGCUCCGCAAGGCUGCCAGGGCUUGGUACUCCGGUCUUCGAUCGGGCAGUAUCCAUUCCUUUGCGCAGCUCGAGCACUCGUUCGUGGCCCAUUUCAGCACCAGCCAAAAGCCGCCGCGAACGUCGGACAGCCUCUUCUCCCUCAAGCAGGGAGAAAACGAGACACUCCGACACUUCGUGGCGCGAUUCAACGCGGCCACGCUCGAGGUCCGGGGCCUCAACGAAGACAUGGCUGUUUCGGCCAUGAAGCGGGGUCUGAGGUCGUCCCGAUUUACUUAUUCUCUGGACAAGACCCUCCCCCGAACAUAUGCCGAGCUACUGGAGCGCGCAUACAAGUAUAUGCGCGCGGACGAAGGAGCGUCCGACCGACGCUUGGCGGAGCCCAGGGGUCCGAAGGAGAAGCGGAGAAAAGGCCGGGAGCCCGCCGAACCAAGCAGGCCCCCGACCAGUAGUCGGCUUUCUCCACCCCGACAGAUCCAAAAACGCUUCGACAAGGUGCCACCAUGCGACCCUAUCGGAGCAACGGAUCGCAAGGAUCAGCUUCUCUCCCUUCCCUAUCCUAUAUCGUGCUGA